Molecule: messenger RNA, 2568 nt
Organism: Brenthis ino (lesser marbled fritillary)
Lineage: Eukaryota; Metazoa; Arthropoda; Insecta; Lepidoptera; Nymphalidae
Source: the annotation of a GenBank genome assembly
AUGGGUAAUACUGAGAGCAACGUUACGAGUGGGGUUAAGAAACAAGCUGGAACAUCUGAACAGAAAUUGUAUAAGCUUAUAGAUGUUAAAGGUGGUGGAUUACUUGUGGACAUGAUGAAGAGAGCGGUACAAAAUAAACAAUAUGCGGAGAUAGACCACGCAAUUAAAACUAAAGUUGAACCCUUUCUGUACAAUAAGGGAAAGGGUCGUUAUAUACCCAUAUCACACCUUGUACUUCUCAGAAAUAAGGAAAGGUCAAGACACAAGUUGUUACCACCUUUGCGUGGUAUGGAAAAUCCCGACGAAGAGUUUGACAUUGACAAGGAUUGGCCUGCGGUUAGCCAAGAAGAAUACGAUGCUAAUCCUAUUGCUUAUAGAGAACUUUGUUGGGACUUAAAGGAGCGAGGGGCUGUAGGUGAAACAAUUCUACACCUUUGCUUGUUGAACGCUACGUCUCUGUUAGCCGACUUAGCUAAAAGAUUGCUUCGAUUCUAUCCAAAAUUGAUCAACGAUAUUUAUAUGAGUGAUGAAUAUUAUGGCGAAAGUGUCUUACACAUGACAAUAGUAAAUGAAGAUCCCACAAUGGUAAAGUUCCUUUUGGAUGCCGGAGCGGAUUAUCACGAGCGAUGUUUCGGUAACUUCAUGUGUCCUGAAGAUCAAAAAGCAUCUAGGACAGAUUCGUUUGAUCAUGAGUGGGUUAAUGUACAACCGGAUACGAAUUAUGAUGGGUACGUGUAUUGGGGAGAAUAUCCGUUAAGCUUCGCAGCUUGUUUAGGCCAAGAGGAAUGUUACAGACUGAUCCUAGCUCGAGGAGCUAAUCCCAACAAGCAGGACACUAAUGGCAAUACUGUGUUACAUAUGCUGAUUAUUUAUGACAAGAUGAGCACUUUCGAUAUGGCGUAUGAAGUUGGAGCGUCAUUAAACAUUCGCAAUGUUCAGAACUUAACACCUCUAACUCUCGCCGCUAAAUUAGCUCGAGUAGAGCUCUUUUUCCAUAUUUUAAAUAUCGAAAGGGAAAUAUACUGGCAAAUAGGAGCAACUACUUGUGCUGCAUACCCUUUAGGGCAGGUCGAUACUAUUGAUACUGAAACCGGGUUGAUAAGUAAGGACUCAGCUUUGAAUUUGGUUGUGUUUGGGGAAAAAGAUGAACAUCUAGAGCUAUUAGAGGGCAUGUUGAUAGAUUUAUUGAAGACUAAAUGGAAUACAUUCGUCAAGUUUCGUUUCUAUCGCCAAUUCUUCUUAUUCUUUUGUUAUUUUCUUGUAUCUCUCGUGUGUUUCACUUUGCGGCCGGGACCGCCUGAUCGCUCGGUGAAUGCUACUGUAGUAAAUAUUACUAUAGGAUCUGUUAAUAAUGAUACGGAGUUGGUAUCUGAUGUAGAGAAUUGUACUCUUCCACAGUCGAACACAGGGUUGGAUCCAAGUGCUGUAGAAGUUUUCAAUGUCACGAAAACAGUUCAUUGUGGUCGUUUCAAGAGUCACCCUAAGGAAAAGGAAAAGCCCACAAAAGCGCCAAAAGAAAAUGAUGUAGAAGGUUGGUGGGAGGAUUUAACUGAAGAGUGUAGGUUGAUGAACUUCGAAACUUGGCAAGCUAAACUACGUAUAAGUGCUGAGUUACUGCUGUGGGUCGGUGCUCUAGCGUAUAUUGGAGCUGCCUUACGUGAGGCUAGGUUUCUAGGGAUAAAAAUGUUUAUAGAAAACCUGAGUACUGUUCCAUCAAGAGUGAUGUUUUUAUUCUCGUGCCUACUAAUGGUCGCGUUACCAACGCUACGUUUGUGGUGCGCUGAUGAGGAGGAGGACCACUUGGCCGUCAUUAUAAUGCUCACUACAGCACCUUACUUUUUAUUCUUUUGUCGAGGAUUUAAGACAGUCGGACCUUUCGUCGUGAUGAUUUACAGAAUGGUGAUGGGUGAUCUUCUACGAUUUGUUUGUAUUUAUCUUGUAUUUGUUAUGGGAUUUUCUCAAGCAUAUUACGUAAUAUUCCUAUCAUUUGACAACCCCAAUACGCCGGAGGGUGUUGACGACUCUAUAUCGAAUCCCAUGCCUUCCCCCAUGGAGAGUAUCAUGGCUAUGUUUCUUAUGUCAAUGACUUCAUUCUCUGAUUACUUUGGUGCGUUUGAACGGACUGACCAUGAAAUAGCGGCUAAGCUGUUAUUCGUAAUUUACAUGAUAAUAGUGGCAAUAUUGCUAGUGAACAUGUUAAUCGCUAUGAUGGGUAAUACGUACCAGAAAAUCGCAGAGACAAGAAAUGAAUGGCAGAGGCAAUGGGCCAGGAUAGUGCUGGUGGUAGAGCGAGGAGUGCCUCCGGCGCAAAGAUUGAAACAAUUACUGGCUUAUAGCCAACCGAUGGCCAGUGGGAAAAGAGCUCUAGUUCUUAGAAUUAAUCAGAAGGAUGAAGAUAAAGAAGAAAUGAAGGAAAUCUUAGAAAUGAAGCGGACACACGAGCGUAUUGUGGCAAAACGGAAGCAACGGGACGCGGAAAUGAAGGGAGGGAAACUACCGCCCCCUCCAGUGCGAGAUUACCCCAUCACAAAGAGCGCUGCUGUCGCUAAAAAACAAAAUGUCAUUAUU